ACCUGAGGCGUCAAACCAUCAAAUCAACCCUUCUGCAGCCGCCAGCGCCAUCGUCUGCGAACUGCUAUCGUCUGAGCACGGCGGUGCGCACGAGGGGCAUUUUGCUGCCAUUACCAAUCAGUCAUUAGUCGGCAUCAGUUAACAGUGGUUCGAAUUGACAGAAAAUAGCGGGGUAGCGCUGUACACAAAGCAAGCAGACCAACACGAUGGGCUUGAAACUGAGAUGGUUUCGCCGAAGGAUCACCUUCGAUGGUAUUCCAUCUGCUCCUGAAAGAAGCAUCCGCCGGAAGGAGGCCACAAGUGGAACAGUGAUCGGUGUGUAUCGACAUAGUAGCCACUUCGAGGAUUAUAUUGAACCGGUUCGAUCCUCCUACUGGGAACCACCACCGCAAGCGAUCGCACGUGCCAGUAAGUAUAAACGAUCUACCGAACUAGUCCAGAUUGGGAUUCCCCAGCCUCCCUAACCUCUAU
Messenger RNA from Anopheles darlingi, 471 nucleotides. RefSeq lists its product as uncharacterized. NCBI's taxonomy places the organism in Eukaryota, Metazoa, Arthropoda, Insecta, Diptera, Culicidae. The record is from RefSeq and is a predicted model, not a curated record. The transcript has 2 exons. Bases 207 to 464 code for a protein of 85 amino acids.